This is a messenger RNA of Macrosteles quadrilineatus (aster leafhopper), 1563 nucleotides long. Its product is annotated as low-density lipoprotein receptor-related protein 2-like. The transcript has 7 exons. The record is from RefSeq and is a predicted model, not a curated record. Bases 49 to 1257 code for a protein of 402 amino acids. Lineage: Eukaryota; Metazoa; Arthropoda; Insecta; Hemiptera; Cicadellidae.
GUGGCACUUUGUGUUGGUGCAGUGUUGUGCAGUGUGCACUCAGCCAACAUGCGGAACUAUAAAACUACCAUCUGUGUGCUUCUGUCAGUUCUUUGUGGAGCUUUUUCGAAAGAGAAAGAAGCUUUGCUGGAGAUAUCGGAAUAUCAGGAUGCCACUAUCCCUUUGGAUAUGAAAAGCACAGACAUUCAAUUGAUUCCUAUUAAUUCUGUAUCCAACUCGAGAGCUUCCAGAGCAGAUUCCACUUCAGCAAAGCCUGUAGAAGGCAAUGCCACUGACAUCGUAGUAACUGCUGGGGAACCCAAGGAAACUAAGCCAAAGGAACACAUCAAUUCGACUAGACCGACUUCACACACAAUAAUCGAUCCAUUUUCCAUUAAACUACUUAGAGGAGAAACAAAUGGGAUUUCAGUAACUGACUUGGCUCGCUCUAAAUCAAUCUUGUAUUUUAACUACACACAGUCAAAAACAUAUAGUGUAGACUACCACUACGCGAAGAGAAUGGUGUUCUUCACUGCUAUGAAUGUCAUAUUUAGGGACGAGGUAGUUGGUCGUCUAACUCGAGUGAAACCUCCGUUAAUCGUUGUAUCAGCUGGAGUCGACGGUCCUGUCAGACUGGCUGUAGACUGGGUCCAUGACAGACUGUACUGGCUGUCAGACAAACACCAGACUGUAGAGUCGGCCAGUCUAGACGGCGCCAACAGAACCUUGCUGUUUGACAACGUCCAGAACAUCACGUUCCCCAACAACCUAGCAGUGGACCCCUACGCGGGGUACCUGUUUCUGGUGAGCAACCACUCCGUGUUCCGAGCAGAUCUGGAUGGAGCCAACCUGACACGUUUACAACUCCCAGCAGAAGACACCAGAGGAGUCAAGUGUCUGGCGUUGGACCUCCGACAGCGCCGGGUCUACUAUAGUGGCAAGGAGGGAAACCCACUGUCUGGCACCCCUUACAUUGCAUCCUGCAACUAUGAGGGUGGUGAAGGUCGAGACCAUCCCCUGGCUUACAAAUGGAACGAUAUAUUUGCUUUGGACGUGUUCCGGGACACACUGUACUUCGCUAGCUACAGACCAAAGCUGCCGGAUAAGUUAUACAGUGUGGACCUUACGAAGACAAAACUGACACCUAAAUAUCUACAGACUGUUGAUACUACGAAUGGGGAUCUAUGGAGUAUAAGAAUUUAUCAUCCCGGAGUUCAGCAGGACCCUAGAGGCAAAAACUGUUCCGAUGGCAACCUAAACGAGAAACUUGGAGCAUAAAACUAGUUCAAAGCUUUACCUUACACUACAAACUUACGAAAAUAUAAAGUUAUACACUCGCACAUUGCUACUUAUACAGCUGAAUAUUCAUUAAAUGUGUUGAAUUUCACAUGCACCAUUGACAGUUUUCGUUUUACAUGAUUUAAAAUAAUGUAUAUUAAUAGCAUGCUUUUUCCUAAUUUUGAUGCUCAUCUUCAAGAAGAAGUGUUAACAUUGGUUUCAAUAAAUUAAGAACUGCACCAAUAUAAAAAAUAUAUUUUUAUGAUGCCAGAAUAGCUGGGGGAAGGCACUAUAAGAAAUUAUAAA